Messenger RNA from Tupaia belangeri chinensis (Chinese tree shrew), 3370 nucleotides. RefSeq names its product zinc finger protein 239 (gene ZNF239). The transcript is spliced from 2 exons. Gene Ontology annotation, biological process: regulation of transcription by RNA polymerase II. Gene Ontology annotation, molecular function: RNA polymerase II cis-regulatory region sequence-specific DNA binding; DNA-binding transcription factor activity, RNA polymerase II-specific. The record is from RefSeq and is a predicted model, not a curated record. Lineage: Eukaryota; Metazoa; Chordata; Mammalia; Scandentia; Tupaiidae. Bases 286 to 1749 code for a protein of 487 amino acids.
GUUCGAGGAGGUUCUUGGUUGGUAGGAGACCGAGAGGGGUCCUGUGACAUCAUUGCCCUUGCUGAAAUGAGGCCGUAGCUGAUCCCCUGCAUCCCAGAAGCGACCCAGGUCCUCCGACAUUGAGAGCGCGAAGGUGCCUUGGCCACCGAAAUCCAUCCCGAGAGGCACACUUAGAACUCGAGAGCGCCUGUGAAAAGUUCCCCGAAAUCGAAAUCGGGGAGUCUGAGGAAAUGGGCCCGACUUAGAGUUGCUGGGGCCUGAGGACCUGUAGGAGAGGAGGCUUGAAUGAAAAUUCUGUGCAGGACUUUCAAGAGAAAGGACUUCGGGUUACAUGAGCCUUCCUGCUGGCUAAUUUUGGAAGAGAUUACCAGAACAAUCAUAGAGUCUGGAUUAUUUUGUGAAUCUGCAAGGAGAGAAGUAUAUGGGGACUCUACACUAAAUCUUUCCCCUUGUCAAAAGUGGAAAAAAGCAUCUCCUAAUAUUCCCAGGAACAAGAACAAUGUGGUAACUCUUCACAGUGAUGAUUUUAAAAACAUUGAAUGUGUAAAAUAUUUGCCUUUAAAAGUCUCAAACCAAAUGGCCACACAAGACCGGUCAGUGAAGUUCUGUAAGAGUGAGCAUGAAGAUCCUCAGGAAAGCAAGUAUCUCUCUGUAAGUGAAGAAAACACUGAGAAAAAAGUGGUAAGAGGGCAAAGCCCUCCCCAUUGUUCAGAGAACCUUCAAGUUAAACCUGUAUCGAAUGUAACAGAACUGGUCCUGCCCUUAUUCAGUGGUGAGGCAACUUGCCAGAAUGGCCACUCAAAAGAAUCUUUAGAUCUCUUUGACUGUAACUGCAAAGACAUUUAUGAGUGCAAAUCACAAAUGGUCAGUUGUAGUGAUCAAAGAGCUCAUACAGAGGGAAAACCCUGUAACUGUAAUGACUGUGGAAGAAUACUCAACACCAGCCCAGAUGUCCUUCCAUAUGAGAAAAAACAUACUACAGAGAAACUACACAAAUGUAAUCAGUGUAGUAAACACUUCAGUCAGAGUUCAGAACUACUACUACAUCAGAGAGACCACACAGAAGAAAAACCCUACAGAUGUGAACAAUGUGGGAAGAGCUUCUCACGGAGCUCAAGUCUGCUCAUCCAUCAAGCAGUCCACACAGAUGAGAAACCUUAUAAGUGUGACAAGUGUGGGAAAGGCUUCACCAGGAGCUCAAGCCUGCUCAUUCAUCAUGCAGUCCAUACAGGCGAGAAGCCUUAUAAAUGUGACAAGUGUGGGAAAGGCUUUAGUCAAAGUUCCAAGCUACAUAUCCACCAGCGAGUCCACACAGGGGAGAAGCCCUAUGAGUGUGGGGAAUGUGGUAUGAGCUUCAGUCAGCGUUCAAAUCUGCAUAUCCACCAGCGAGUCCACACAGGAGAGAGGCCCUACAAGUGCGGGGAGUGCGGUAAGGGCUUCAGUCAGAGCUCAAACCUUCACAUUCACCGGUGUAUCCACACAGGAGAGAAGCCUUACCAAUGCUAUGAGUGUGGAAAGGGCUUCAGCCAAAGCUCAGAUCUUCGUAUCCAUCUCAGAGUCCACACUGGAGAGAAGCCCUAUCACUGUGGCAAGUGUGGGAAGGGAUUUAGCCAGAGUUCCAAACUCCUCAUCCACCAGAGAGUACACACAGGAGAGAAGCCCUAUGAGUGCAGCAAGUGUGGAAAGGGCUUUAGCCAGAGCUCCAACCUUCACAUCCACCAGCGAGUUCACAGGAAAGAGCCCCACUGAGUGACAUGAGCUCACUCAGGUCUUCAGAGUCCUCAUACUGUAAACACUGUUAAAUAUUUUUAAUAUCACUCUUACCUUUAUAUUCUAUAAAGGAGAGAGACAGAGUUAUUCCCAUAUGUUCUUUCACUGAAAAAGAAUCAUUUAAAGUAUUUAAAAACCAAGCACUGUUACACUGAUGAAUUGUUUUGAUCCCUAGGGAAGGGAGUGGGGAGAUGAAAAUGUGUGCAAUUUGCAAUUCAGCUGGUAUUAUUAGAAGUACAUAUCCAACCCAGUAUUUUUUUUUUAAGUUUAUUUCUUCUAGGAUAGAGAUAUUGGCAUCAACAGGGUCGCCAUGCUGCAGUCCCCCCCCAGCCUUAGCCAGCCAGAGUUACAGGCACGCAUGCACACACCAAGUCUACACAGGGAGAUCUCUGCACGUGAACCUGGGACAGUCUCAUGUGGGUCCAGCAUCACAUAGUGUUGUAUUACUGCUGUGCCACCAUCAACCCAAGUAUUUUUAACUGUAAGAACUUUAUAUUUAUCCAAGCAAGAUGUUUUCCUUUAUUCAUGUUCUCUGAGAAAAUGGAACUAUUUCUCCUCAAAUUGUGUGCCUGUGUUUUUCAUAUUAUCUUCCAGUCCUGAGUAGCCUCUAAACUAUAAUUGUGCAGUAUUUACUGUUUUAGGCUGAGAGGGUGGUUGGAAAUGGAAGUCUUUUGUUUUUUAAAAAAUGUACAACAGUUUAUGGCCAUCCAACAAGGUGGAGGAUUAUUUAUGCUACACACCCCCACAAACUUUUAACAGGAAGUUGAAAACACUUUCCUCCCCAGGCACCUCCUCAGGAACUAAAUAGUUCUUUAUCCUGAGUGCACCUAGUUUAUUAGGGUCCUUUUAGAGUGAAAGCAAGAGAAAGUCUAAAGCAAUAUGCCCAAAGUGGUUGCCAGAGUAAAGCUGGCAUUGAAGAAUAGUACCUGAGAGCAGAUGAUAUCAACAUGUAGGUUCUAAAGACAGAACUGGGCGAACUCAUACACUGGAAGCAUACUGCAGCUGAUCAACAGGCUGCAGAGCUCAGACUGGGGCUUGGUACACUGACAGUGGCUAGCAGGGAAAGUACUAGAAAAUGUGCUUUUCUUAAAUAUGUCUGAAGUCCCUGGGCAGCAUUAAAUCACUAGGAUUCUUUUUUUAAUGUAUAAAACCACAGCAAGAAAAAAAAAGUAAAAGACGAUCAGCAAAUGAGAUCUCAACACAAAUUAGAAAAAUGGAAGGAUAGCUAUUCUAUCAGCAGAAACAGGCACAUGGGGAUAAGGAAACUGGCUUCAGGCUCUGAAAUGCUUAAUACUAUGGAGGACAUGAGUGAGACAUGAAGAGAAAGCAAUCUAACUGAUGCCCAGUUCUACAUGGAACACUCCUAUGUACACAUGUACCCACCUCGCCAAGCCCUGGGCACAGCCAACCAAGGAUUUACCCUCCAAGACAGCACAAUCUCAGCAGAAGUUAGCUGAGACCAAGGGAGGGACCUUUACAUUCUCACAGUUGGAAAUUCAACAGUAAAGCAGUUAUCUUUCUAGCUCCAAUACCCAUAUAGCAGAGAUUUUAAAUUCAUGAAAUAAAAACACAAUUGGAAUGGAGAUAUUUUUUUCAAUUG